CUUUCUCGGCUGGUCUGUCUGGGUCUCUGUCUUUGGGUAUUUCUCUCUGCGCCUGCAGCUGUCUGGGUCUCCGCUUCCUUGCCCCGCACGCCCCGCCCCCUGCCCAAGCCCCUCCAAUCCCGGCGGCUCGAGCCUGGCGCUCCACUCUCCCAUUGGUCCGUCUGGAGCCCCCCGCCCCCGCCUGCCCGGCCCCCCUCCGGGCCCCUCCAUUCACACAAAGUUUGGCUCCGGCGCUGCGGAGGGAGGGGGCGGCCCGGCCCGGCCCAGCUCUGCCCCCGGCCGGCCCGACCCCGGCCCCGGCCCCUGGACAAGCCCUUAUCUGAUCCCAGCUCCGGGUUUAAGAGUCCUGGCCAGGACCGUCGCACAGCUCUGCUCCUUACUCCUGUCCGCCCCGUCAGUCCAUCUGUCCCGCUGCCCCGCGGCCCAUCCAAGGGGCCACUCCACCUCGGACCCAAGAUGACGUCAGUUGCCAAGGUGUAUUACAGUCAGACCACUCAGACAGAAAGCCGGCCCCUAAUGGGCCCAGGGAUACGACGGCGGAGAGUCCUGACAAAAGAUGGUCGCAGCAAUGUGAGAAUGGAGCACAUUGCCGACAAGCGCUUCCUCUACCUCAAGGACCUGUGGACAACCUUCAUUGACAUGCAGUGGCGCUACAAGCUUCUGCUCUUCUCUGCGACCUUUGCAGGCACAUGGUUCCUCUUUGGCGUGGUGUGGUAUUUGGUAGCUGUGGCACAUGGGGACCUGCUGGAGCUGGACCCCCCGGCCAACCACACCCCCUGUGUGGUACAGGUGCACACACUCACUGGAGCCUUCCUCUUUUCCCUUGAAUCCCAAACCACCAUUGGCUAUGGCUUCCGCUACAUCAGUGAGGAAUGUCCACUGGCCAUUGUGCUUCUUAUUGCCCAGCUGGUGCUCACCACCAUCCUGGAAAUCUUCAUCACAGGUACCUUCCUGGCGAAGAUUGCCCGUCCCAAGAAGCGAGCUGAGACCAUUCGUUUCAGCCAGCAUGCAGUUGUGGCCUCCCACAAUGGGAAGCCCUGCCUCAUGAUCCGAGUUGCCAACAUGCGCAAGAGCCUCCUCAUUGGCUGCCAGGUGACAGGAAAACUGCUUCAGACCCACCAAACCAAGGAGGGGGAGAACAUCCGGCUCAACCAAGUCAAUGUGACUUUCCAAGUAGACACGGCCUCUGACAGCCCCUUCCUUAUUCUACCCCUUACCUUCUAUCAUGUGGUAGAUGAGACCAGUCCCUUGAAGGAUCUCCCUCUUCGCAGCGGUGAGGGUGACUUCGAGCUGGUGCUGAUCCUAAGUGGGACAGUGGAGUCCACCAGUGCCACCUGUCAGGUGCGCACUUCCUACCUGCCAGAGGAGAUCCUUUGGGGCUACGAGUUCACACCUGCCAUCUCACUGUCAGCCAGUGGUAAAUACAUAGCUGACUUCAGUCUUUUUGACCAAGUUGUGAAAGUGGCCUCUCCUAGUGGCCUCCGUGACAGCACUGUACGCUACGGAGAUCCUGAAAAGCUCAAGCUGGAGGAGUCAUUAAGGGAGCAAGCUGAGAAGGAGGGUAGUGCCCUUAGUGUGCGCAUCAGCAACGUCUGAUGACCUGUUCCCACUCCCCCAUUCCUCUGGUCUCUUUUCCUCUCUUUCAGUGCCCUGGUAAGGAAUACUAUCCGGGUUUACUGGAGAUCACCCGAAGCACCCAUCCUCCACCGCCUCUUCUUUAACCCAGUGGCCUGUCGGUAGCUUAGGCCAACUGGAGUCCAGGUUCCCCUCCCACUGUCCCCUUUCCACUCCUCCCGCUUCUGCCCCAAUACAUAUACCUCCCUUAAGCCAGGAUGGGGGAAAGAGAGGGAUUAGGCUGAAGUGGCUUAGAAGGCCUCAGCCAUGCUUGGAUACUCACAUUAGGAGGAUCAUGUGGUUGGACGGACAGACUCCCCCCACCUCCCGCCACCACCAUGAAGUUUGGUGACUUGAGGCUGGAGCUCCCUCUGUUACCUUUCCAUCUAGCAAGUUCCCAAAGGCAAGACUCUCUCUGAUGGUCACUUUGUGGUCUGUGCUUUCAGAAAUACAGGAAUCUGAUAUCAAUGUAUCCUAGGGUUUCUACCAACCUCUGUUGAAAGAAGCCAGGGUUUGCCACCAUGAAGCUGAUUUCUGCUGGUGACUUCUGACCAUAACCUAGAAUCAUGGUCACCACUAUUUUUCCUCUAUAGUUUGUCAAGUGAACACUCUCAGGAUACCCAGUUCCUUCAUAGCCUGUUCUCAGAGAAUUGGAGUUGGCCUAAGAAACAUAAACAUAUAACCACCCAUAUCUAUCCUGGAUUCUGAACUCUUCAAUUUGGAGUGACUAACACAAGUUGUUGUCUAAACCUUUAAACCUAUCUUCCAGGUAGCCCAGAGAAGAUCUGUUUCCCUGUGUCCUGUGAAUGGAAGGACACAAGCCAAUAUGUUCCUUUGAAAAGAGUCCAGUACCAAGGCCCCACGGAAAGGCCUGAAAAUAAUAUUCCAGAUUACAUUGUACCUGGCUUCUCUUCUUCCUUUCCUGCCCAGGCUAGAUCCUUCUUCCUUAACCCCAACUCUUUGGGAGAAGGGAGGGAAAAUGCAAGGGCCUUCCUCUCUUAACACAGAUGCUCAAGUAAAACUAGAUUCACAGGGCACAGAUUCCCCAGAAAGUUAACCCAAUCUCACCAUGAGGGAUGGGUAAAUUCUCAGAUUUCCAAACUGCUGUACAGUGCCUCUGAGAAUUGGUGAUGCUUUGUUAAGGUUUGGGCAGAAGCAGAACUUUGUGGCUGGCAGCCACUAUUCUCAGUUACACCUCCCAGUGCUCUUCUGAAAAGUGCCAGCUAUUUCAUUAGGCAAUGUUGGAAGGAGAGGAAAUUAUACCCGCUGAUCAAAUAUCCAUGGCUUCCCUCAGCCAUUCCUGAGACUUGGUAUAAAAUGAAGAAAAUCAGUGCCAUCUCUACUCUCCUCUGCCAUGAGGCCAUUUUCAGGCAAGUUAAAAAGCAGACUUUAAGAGAUCAGACACAGCCUAUUCCUUGUUCCCUGGAGGGGUCUGUGGUAAGGGUCAGGGAAGGGCAUAUAAGCACCAGAGCUUUAUCCAAAGCCCUAAAUCCCUAGAGUGUUUUCUGGUCUCACUUUGGUACUAAGGAAGCCCCACAUAGUGGUACUGCAUAGUCCCACUAUAAAUCAAGUGGCAGUUUAUUUAAGGUGGUCUCAGCCAAUUGUUACAAGCUACAGAAUAUAUACAUGCAUCUAUGUACACAGCCUUGCAGAGAAACACAAAAUUUUGAGGCUAGACCCAUGAUCGCCACCUACUAUAAUUGCACAAGGUCUUGUUAUAUUAAUCUCUCCUUGAACUCAACUAACUAUAUCUUGAAAAUGAAGACCCUUCAGUGUCCAUCCACUGUAAACCCCACCAUUACCUUCUAGUUGGCAUAAAAACAAGAACCACAAAAACUUAAAAAAUCUGAAACAGAGAACAGAAGGCCAAGAGUCAGCUUCUGCAUUCUCAACUUUAUUCAACAUUAGACUUACCUGAUUUCUUUCUGUGUGUAGGGACAAGAUGUACUGCUGUGUGUGAGUGUGUGUGUGUGUGUGUGUGUGUGUGUGUGUAUCUGUACCUUCUUAUCUAUUGGCAAGUUAACCUCCAUCUGGUUUAUUUUGCCAUGCUAUGCUUCCUUCCUGAAGGCAUUACAUUCUUCCCAUUCCCCUGCUGUCUGUUCUAAGCCCCCAGACUCAAGCCUCUAGACUCUUGGAUGACAAAGUGAGAAGAAAACAUUUUCUGACUUACCCUUUUGGAAUCUCCUCCAUUAUCAUCCCAGGCUUUGCUUUAAGUUGCACUUUAAAUCACACCGUCCUAUUAAUGCAAUCUGGCAUCUUCUCCCAUAAGCCCCCCACAGGGAACAACUACCCCCAACCUUAACUCUAAAUCAUUCUUUAGACUAUAGUCUGUCUAAAGACUGAAAUCCUCUUUUAGGCAAUAGGCCGAGUUUCAGAAGCAGCCAGGUCUGGUGAGAAAUGGGCCCCCAUACCAACCGUGGACUUGGAAUAUCAGGACAGUAGUAGGCACAGGUGUAAAAAGGGGA
Mandrillus leucophaeus (drill) is the source of this 4079-nucleotide messenger RNA. RefSeq names its product potassium channel, inwardly rectifying subfamily J, member 10 (gene KCNJ10). Gene Ontology annotation, biological process: potassium ion import across plasma membrane; regulation of monoatomic ion transmembrane transport. NCBI's taxonomy places the organism in Eukaryota, Metazoa, Chordata, Mammalia, Primates, Cercopithecidae. Gene Ontology annotation, cellular component: plasma membrane. The record is from RefSeq and is a predicted model, not a curated record. The coding region runs from base 457 to 1596 and encodes 379 amino acids. The transcript has 2 exons. Gene Ontology annotation, molecular function: inward rectifier potassium channel activity.